This is a messenger RNA of Tripterygium wilfordii, 432 nucleotides long. Its product is annotated as proline-rich receptor-like protein kinase PERK2. The record is from RefSeq and is a predicted model, not a curated record. The transcript has 2 exons. Lineage: Eukaryota; Viridiplantae; Streptophyta; Magnoliopsida; Celastrales; Celastraceae. Bases 1 to 432 code for a protein of 143 amino acids.
AUGGAAAUAAAGGAGGACAAUGCUACACAAAAAGACAAAUUAAAAGAAGAUCGUGUGAAAGGAAAUCAAAAAGAGAGAAGGCGAGUUGCACCUGCACGGGUCAACGGAGAAGAAAAUAGGAGUCCUAAAAAUCUGAAUUUUAAUUCUCAGCCGCCAACCACCGUUAAACCACCUCCACCAGUGAUUAACCCACCAUCUCCCACAUCUCCAUCGCCAAAUGCUCCGGCGCCAUCCCCCAAAAGUCGAGCAUUUGCUCCUCAUCCAACAUACGUGUCUCCUGUGGCUUCUGUUUCCCCUAUAAUGUCCCAUGUUCCUGCAAGUUCUCUCACUGUACUGUCUCCUGUGACUCCAGCACCUGCAGUGAAUGCACUUACUUCCGCUCCAUCUCCAAUGACUUCAUCGCUUCUGGUGAGCAACCCUCCACUUGCAUAA